This is a messenger RNA of Rodentolepis nana, 258 nucleotides long. NCBI's taxonomy places the organism in Eukaryota, Metazoa, Platyhelminthes, Cestoda, Cyclophyllidea, Hymenolepididae. The record is from the annotation of a GenBank genome assembly.
AUGGCGAUGCAAGAAUUUUCAGGCCGUCCACAUUUGAAAUUGGAUCAUGUACCCUCAGUCCCCGUGGAUUUAAAAGAAAUGAAGGCAGCACGAAUGCCCGUCUCUUCCAUUCGUCGAACUGAGGAGCUGAUGAAUCUGCAUACUACGGAAUUGGAUGAAAGUAGUAGUCGGCUAUCUGAUAGUAUUGGCGAACCAAAGGAAAAAACCGAUGAAACAAAUACAAGCGAACUUAUUCAGGUUUGCUCCUUCAUUUCAUAA